CAUUACGACAACAUACCUUAUAACGGUCGCACACACUCUAAAACGUCUAGUGAAGAGUCAAUAUACUCAAAAUACGUUAGACGAUGAUCUGUGACUUGGGAAGACAAUUAUAACUUAAAUCAAGUAUUUAAAACAUUCAUUAAACAUGUCAUUUCCUUGUGUAACGUAAUCAAUACGUGUAGAUUUACUUCAUUAUCAUAUUUAUAUGAGUAGAGAUACUCAUAUAACAUUAGAGGAAAGAAAUAAUUAAAUAUAAAAUAGGAAAAAGGAAGAAAAAAAAAGAGCCAAUCCCACGCUGAAAGUUGAUUUCACCUUCCACCAUAACAAACUAUAACUCCUCUCUCCGAAGCAGUUCCACGUUUUGAAUCGCGUGUUGCGAUCACUUACACCGCCGCGAAGAUCCGUCGUCAUGUACGUCGCCAAGAGAGUCUCCGACGUAGAUCACCGUCUCCUCCUUGUCCUCAUAAUCCCUUCUGUAUCCCUCCUCUUCUUACUGUCUCUAUCUACCCUCACUCUUGAUCCUCUUCCUUCUCUCGCCCCUCUUCGUAACCUAAUCCACACUAAUACCCUAACCGCCACCACCGCAACCUCCGAUCCACGGCGGGGGAAGAGGGAUGAGUUGGUGAGUUCGAAGAUGGCGGUGUGUUUGGUUGGAGGAGCGAGGCGGUUCGAGUUAACCGGACCGUCGAUCAUUGAGAAGAUCCUUAGGGUUUAUCCUAAUGCUGAUUUGUUUCUGAACAGUCCUCUCGAUCAUAACUCUUUCAAGCUGAGUUUGCUUAAGGACUCGCCGAGGCUCGCGUGGGUUCGUAUCUUUGAGCCUAAACCGAUCGUUGAGACUAAGUCGAUGGUUCGAGUACUCACGCCCAUGCAUUCUCCCAAUGGGAUUAAGGGCUUAUUACAGUACUUCAGUCUCGUAGAAGGCUGUAUUACGAUGAUUAAGGCAUACCAAACCGAGAAUAACUUCACUUACGACUGGAUAGUCCGAACCCGUGUUGACGGAUACUGGUCCGACUCUCUCGACCCGGAAUACUUCAAACCGGGUCAGUACCUAGUCCCACCUGGAUCCUCUUACGGUGGCCUCAACGACCGCUUCGGCGUCGGCGAUCUCAACACCUCCACGGUGGCUCUCUCUCGCCUCUCUCUCAUCCCCGACCUUGACUCAGCCGGUAAAACUAAUCUCAACUCCGAAUCCGCCUUCAAGGCUCAGCUCACAACUCACCGUGUGCCUUACGUAACCAAACCUCUCCCCUUUUGCAUCAUGUCCGACCGAACCUACGAGUUCCCUCCGUCUAAGUACGGAGUUCCCGUCGCUGCGAUCUCAAGCAGCGGACCGUUGAACGGUGCUAAGUGCCGGCCGUGUACGGUGGCGUGCAAGGGUUCGUGUGUGGCGGAAGUAAUGGGAAAGCUGAGGAGAGGGUGGAGUUGGACGGAGUGGAAGCACGGGACGAUGGAGCUGUGCGACGCACGUGGGGAGUGGGAGGAAGGUUGGGAGAAGGUGUUUGAUGGAGUCGCCGGCGAGAAAUUCGCAUGUGCGAGGAAACGAGUCGGAGAUUUGGAUAUGAGGAGAUGUGUGGAAGAGUUUGAAGAGAUGAGAGGGUUGGCUGUUAAGUGGGAAGCUCCCGCCUCUGAGCACAUUUGUAAGUUGGGCUUAAGAACCAAAUAGAACAUAUCAAUUUUAGGUCCCAACUUAAUCGGCUAACAAAUUUUCCGAUUUGUUUGUUUUAGUUGUUUUUUCUUAUGGAUUCUUUGGUUGGAAAAAAUAUUACAGGUUAGUUUUGAUAUUUGAAAAAUUAAAUCAUGAUGUUUUAGUAA
Brassica napus (rape) is the source of this 1812-nucleotide messenger RNA. RefSeq lists its product as uncharacterized. The transcript is spliced from 2 exons. Lineage: Eukaryota; Viridiplantae; Streptophyta; Magnoliopsida; Brassicales; Brassicaceae. Bases 410 to 1663 code for a protein of 417 amino acids. The record is from RefSeq and is a predicted model, not a curated record.